Molecule: messenger RNA, 855 nt
Organism: Linum trigynum
Lineage: Eukaryota; Viridiplantae; Streptophyta; Magnoliopsida; Malpighiales; Linaceae
Source: the annotation of a GenBank genome assembly
AUGGCAGCCUCACUCAGCCUUUCAGCUCCUCUCCGCAUCUCCCUAUCUCCUUGCUCUUCUUCAACUCCUCCUUCCCAUGCUCAAUCCUGCCCUCCUUCUGUGGGAAUCCCUCGCAGAAACUUGGGCACAAAGCUCGUAGCUUCCGCUUUGCCUCGUCCCUACGGCGAUUCUUUAUCAAAUGGAAUAUCGAAGAAUGAUUUUGGGUUGCCUUUAAGGAUAGACGAGCCGGCUAUCUAUGGUUCUAGUCUCAGGUCUGCCGAGGAUGAUGGCAAGAAGGGUAACCCUCCCAUAAUGCCAGCAGUGAUUACACCUGGAGGAGCUUUGGAUCUGUUGUCUGUGUUGUUCCGAAACCGGAUUAUCUUCAUUGGCCAGCCAGUCAAUUCACGAGUUGCUCAGCGUGUCAUAUCGCAGCUUGUGACUCUAGCGACUAUUGACGAGAAGGCAGAUAUUAUGGUCUAUCUGAACUGCCCUGGUGGAAGUACAUACUCUGUGUUGGCAAUCUAUGACUGCAUGUCCUGGAUAAAGCCUAAAGUUGGCACUGUAUGUUUCGGAGUAGCUGCAAGCCAAGGAGCUCUUCUUCUUGCUGGUGGAGAGAAGGGAAUGCGGUAUGCAAUGCCUAAUUCCCGAAUAAUGAUACAUCAACCACAGAGUGGAUGCGGGGGUCAUGUGGAGGAUGUGAGGCGACAAGUGAAUGAAGCUGUUCAAUCUCGCCAUAAAGUUGACAAGAUGUAUGCUGCAUUUACUGGCCAACCUCUCGAGACUGUGCAACAGUACACAGAGAGAGAUAGGUUCCUGUCUACAUCAGAGGCAAUGGAGUUCGGGUUGAUUGAUGGCAUUCUGGAAACAGAGUACUGA